AUGAUAUGCAUGAUAUGCAUGAUUCUACCUACGGUACAUGGUUCUAAGAUUUAAUAAUCUAAUCCUAAAAUUUAAUAACCUUAGUUAAGGUGUUGAUUCCUUAAAAUAUUCUACUAGUUUAUAUUAUGUAAAUUAAAGACUUUUAACAUAAAAAUAGCAUUGGUGAAUUGUGGCGGUGCAUUUGUAAUUAAUUUCCUAUCACAUAUGAAAAUGGGAAGACUUGGUGAAGCUGAAAACACUCCAACCUCGAUCAGGCUGCGUUGCAUUGUGCCUUACUUCAGUCUAUCGACAAAUAGUCGUGCAGUAAUCCAGAUAGACAACUAUAGUUCAGAGCAUCAAAUUCUAGCAGGAAGGAAAUCUUUCCAUCUCAACCCUAGAUUAACUCUGUACCUCAAAAGAUAAAAUUCAAAAUUAACAUAAAAUCUCAGCCACAACCACUAAAGGGUAACCCAAAUGCCAGAGACAAGUGAUUAAAUAUUAGACGGUAUCCAUGCACCUAAAAAUGCAGAAACAUUAUAGCAAAUUUACUAUCGAUCAAAUGCUUCAAUGAUAUUAGCAGUUAUCCAUGUCUCAACACUAUUAUGUCAAAAUUAAUUAUUUGUGUGAUCAAAAUAAUUACAUAGGCAAAAACAAAUUUGUAUGCUGAUAUUUAAUCAUGUUAGAACAUUGCAUAUUUCCCUUCUUUCAUACAUAUCAACCAAAAUGCACUUUUUGCUAAUUAUCUGAGGUAAGUUCGCAACAGAACAAAUUAGCACCUUAUCCAGGAUUAUGCAAACCCAUUAUAUGGUAUCCAUUGUAGUCUCAGAAGUAAAACAGAAGUAUAUCAGUAUAUCAACAACUAAAUUAUAUCCAAUUCAAAUACUUUAAUUAGGUUCCACAUUUCUCUUGCAUCCAAACAAACACAUAAACUUGUCUCAGGGCAGGAGUAUCUAAUAAAAACAUAAGGCUAUCAAUUGUUGAAAAAGGCAACAGAUUUCAGUUACCUUUAAGACAAGCUCGUCAUAGCAUUUUUCUACAUUCACUUUAGUUUUUGCACUGCACUCUAUAAAGAGGCAUCCAUAUUCUCUAUCCAACCCGUCAUUUUGGAAUUCCAUUUCACUUUCCUGUGAAAGAUCAGUACUGAUGAUUAAAUCCCAUGCAUAAAAUAAUCCAUAACAUCAAAUAGGCCCAUGAGAAAGUUUCAGAUGAAUUCGAAAGUAAAUUGCUAACUAGAACAAUAUAAAACAUGGAAACAAACAUUGGUCAAACAGCUAAAGGGUUAUUCACUGCUUCUUGAAUCAAAUACAUUAUCAACUUUGUUUCCAACAAGCAUUUUGAUAGAUUUACAAAUGUUUCCUGCUGUAUAACAUCAUAUUCUAUCUCAAUACCAUAAGUAAACAAAAAAAACUGCAUCAG
This is a messenger RNA of Rubroshorea leprosula, 1395 nucleotides long. Lineage: Eukaryota; Viridiplantae; Streptophyta; Magnoliopsida; Malvales; Dipterocarpaceae. The record is from the annotation of a GenBank genome assembly.